UCCCCCUCCAGCCUCCCAGGCCGCGCUCUCCCUCCCGACCCCGCGCUCGCUGCAGCGCUAGCACCGGUUACGGAGCCGGUUUCUAGCUCCGCAGGCUGGGCCGAGGGGCGCAUGGUUAUGGAGGCAGCGGCGCGGAAGCGGCAGCACCCGGGAGCGGCGGGCGGCCCGGGCUCGCAGCUCGGCGCCUCCUUCCUGCAGGCCAGGCACAGCUCCAUCAAGGCUGAGGAGGCUGACCACACGGCUCCCUUCCACCUCGACCUCUGGUUCUACUUUACACUGCAAAACUGGAUUCUAGACUUUGGUCGCCCCAUUGCCAUGCUGGUGUUCCCUCUCCAGUGGUUUCCUCUCAACAAGCCCAGCGUGGGGGACUACUUCCACAUGGCCUACAAUGUGAUCACGCCCUUCCUCUUGCUCAAGCUCAUCGAGCGGUCUCCUCGCACCCUGCCCCGCUCCAUGGUCUACAUCAGCAUCAUCACCUUCAUCAUGGGUGCCAGCAUCCACCUGGUGGGCGACUCUGUCAAUCACCGCCUGCUUUUCAGUGGCUACCAGCACCACCUGUCGGUCCGGGAGAACCCCAUCAUCAAGAAUCUCAAGCCUGAGACGCUGAUCGACUCCUUUGAGCUGCUCUACUACUAUGACGAGUACCUGGGCCAUUGCAUGUGGUACAUCCCCUUCUUCCUCAUCCUCUUCAUGUACUUCAGUGGCUGUUUCACUGCCUCCAAAGCUGGGAACUCCAUGCCAGGGCCUGCCCUGCUCCUGGUGGCACCCAGUGGCCUGUACUACUGGUACCUGGUCACUGAAGGCCAGAUCUUCAUCCUCUUCAUCUUCACCUUCUUUGCCAUGCUGGCCCUCGUCCUGCACCAGAAGCGCAGGUGCCUCUUCCUGGACAGCAACGGCCUCUUCCUCUUCUACUCAUUCACCCUCACCCUCUCACUGGUGGCGCUCUGGGUCGCUUGGCUGUGGAAUGACCCUGUACUCAGGAAGAAGUACCCAGGCGUCAUCUAUGUCCCUGAGCCCUGGGCCUUCUACACCCUCCAUGUCAGCAGUCAGCACUGAAUCCCGGGCAAAAGCCAUGGCUAUGUCACUGGGAGUCAUGGGCCGUGGAGGGUAAUGCAGCAAGGACGCACCGCUUGCCACCUGCUCAUCCUCAGGCCUGUGCUGACCCUGGACGUAGGUCAUGCCAACUUUCUCUAUAUUGUUGAGCAAAGCACCUCUCCCCGCAGGGCCUCAUUUGUGCUAACAGGCCCAUGGUCCCAAAGUGGCUCAGUGCUCUGGAUUUGCUGACCUCUUUAUAGUAGCCUUGUCAUGGGUGGGUGCUUCUAUCCUGUCACCACCCUCUUCCAGCCGGGGAGGGGUAUGUGUACCCCAAAUCCUUAUCUGACCUCAGAGCCACCCUCACCCCAGGGAGCCAGAGGCCCAGCCUGAGCUUUGGGCCUGGCAAUGCAGGCCCACCUGCAGGUCCAGCCCCCACCCCAGGACUGUCACGGCACCGUGGAGUACAGCUGGCUAUGGGUUUUUGAGCUGCCGUGGAAGGAGAUCUGAAACCCUGGCUCUGUUUCCUGAGUCACAUUGUAGGGUCAGGGUUCCUCAUGGCUUUCCACACUCAGCCCUGUCUCAGCCUGAGUCACUGGCCUUCUGCCAGUGGCCCUGCUCCCAGAAAAAGGAGGCCUCCUUCCCAGCAUGGUGAGCCCUGCCUCAGCCCCCUUCCCCCAGGUCCAGGUACCCUCGCAGCACAGAGCACCGCAGCCCCAUUCCCCAUCUCCACUGGCCCAUGUGGACUGUAGUCUCAGGGGUCUGCCCUGCCUCACCCCAGGCCUGAGAUUCCCUUCUCACAUUGGGGCCCAGACCCUGGGCCAAUCCCUGCCUGCUGGCAGCCCUGGGUGAGAAGAGGAUGAAUAGAGGCUGGUGUGGUACCCAGCCUGGCUGGCGGCUAUUUCUGAGGUGUGAAGUGGGGGAGAGGGGGUUCUAGAGUGGGGGAGAGGUUGGCUGGCCUGGGGCCCAGGCUAGAGCCCACGGUUCCUUCUAGCAGCAGUCCUGGGCUAUUCAGCCUGGUUUGGUCACUGCCCACUGUUUCUGUACACCACUUGGUAGGCUCCUGUGGGUGAGGGGCAAGAAGAGCCUCUUCAUCCUGACCAGUCCAGCUCUUUUAGGAGGAAUUGGAUGGGGCAUUUCCUAACCUGCCCCUCUGGGAUGGCCCACUGGGCCUCCCAGCUGUGCUGCCUUUUGGGAGAUGAAGGGAGGCUGGCUUGCUGGAGGUGUCCCUUAGCCAUGGGUAAGUCAUUUGACCUCUACAGGCCUCAGCCCUUAAUAUUCAAAGGUCUCAACCUCCCACACAGCCACCGUGGGCUGAUGUCAGACAGCACUGCAAAGGCCCACCAGGCAGGAGACGACUCCAUCCAUGUGUCCUGUGUCCCCACCUGUCCAGCACACUCCUUUGCUUCCUUCCCCACCUCGAGGAUGCUGGACUUCAUGGACCUCUCGUAAGCAGAGGCAGGCCUCUUGGUGGGGUCCGUGUAAUCUUAUUCAAAUUGGGGAGCCACUGCUAAGGAAAAAGAAAAGCAUGAAAGUGGAUGUUCAGAAAGGGAAAGCAAUAAAUCACU
Urocitellus parryii (Arctic ground squirrel) is the source of this 2600-nucleotide messenger RNA. RefSeq names its product CLN6 transmembrane ER protein (gene Cln6). NCBI's taxonomy places the organism in Eukaryota, Metazoa, Chordata, Mammalia, Rodentia, Sciuridae. The record is from RefSeq and is a predicted model, not a curated record. Gene Ontology annotation, cellular component: endoplasmic reticulum; membrane. Gene Ontology annotation, biological process: lysosome organization.